AACCCCUGAGAUUCCGGAAAUUUGGCAACCCUCAGCAGUACUUGUUCCCGAAUCGCUGCUUCUUUGAGUCAUUCGCCAUUUUGUUACACUCGAAAGAGCUGCCCUGGUGAAGUUGAACAACGACGUGACACUACCAAAAGGCACCGAAAUAUUCUAAGAUAAUGAGUGGCUGUCGUGUUUUCAUUGGCCGUCUGAGCCCACACGCCAGAGAGAGAGAUGUGGAGAAGUUUUUCAAGGGAUAUGGGCGCAUUCGUGAGAUCAAUUUGAAGAAUGGAUUUGGCUUUGUGGAAUUUGAUGACCACAGAGAUGCAGAUGAUGCUGUGUACGAGUUAAACGGCAAAGAACUCUGCAAUGAAAGGGUCACAAUUGAGCAUGCUCGCUCCAGGAGAGGACGAGGAGGUGGUCCUGGAAUGAGUCGUUUUGGGGGUGGUGGAGGAGGAGGCGGUGGUGGAGGAGGCGGUGGCGGUGGCUACCGUCAGUCACGCAGCAGUGGAUCAAGGUAUGGCCCACCAGUUCGUACUGACCAUAGACUCAUCGUAGAGAACUUAUCUUCAAGGAUCAGUUGGCAGGACCUGAAAGACCUGAUGAGAAAAGCAGGUGAAGUGACCUUUGUGGAUGCUCACAGACCAACUAAAAACGAAGGAGUGGUGGAGUUCGCAUCUCGCAGUGACAUGAAGAAUGCCAUCUCCAAGUUGGACGGCACAGAACUGAACGGUCGCAAGCUGAAGAUCUUUGAAGACAGGAGAAGUCGCAGCAAGAGCCGAUCUCGUUCCCGCAGCUACUCUCGUUCAAAGAGUCGCUCCCGAAGCCGUAACCGCUCCAGGAGCCGCUCCAGGUCUCUCAGCCGCACCCCAGAGAAGAAGAACUCUGGUGGCAGCAAGACAGCAGCCAGGUCUCCAUCCCGGUCCAAGUCCCGUUCCAAGUCCAGAUCUAAGUCCCGUUCCAAGUCUCGCUCUAAGUCCAGAUCCAAGUCCCGCUCCAAGUCUCGCUCUCGCUCUCCUCCCCCCAUAGAGAACAAACAAUCCCGCUCUCGUUCCCGCUCCCGUUCCAGAUCCAGGUCUCGCUCCCGUUCCCGCUCAGCUUCUGUAGACAGCAAACACUGAGCUGAAUUCACCUGCUGGCUGUUAAACAGACUGGUAGUUGAUCACCAAAGGCCUAAUGGGGCAGCAUGGUGACCUUUUCGUCUUUCUUUUUUUUUUUUAAUGGAGGGGAAAUUUUGUGUGGCUUCUUUAGAAAAGCAUUGUUUGAAUGUUGACAUGCCGCCCUUGGAUUUUGAUUUUUCUAACUGUGUUGAUGUGAUUCCACUGAGAACAUGUUUUUCCAUCUAGGUCAUGAUUUCUACAUUUACCUCUUAAAUCCCUCCUCACUCUAAUGAUCGAGAGACCUUAGACCAACGUAAAAAUAAUUGGUGAUAGUGAUGAUGAUAUCAUCUCUGCAGCUGUUGGCCAGCUCUGAAUUCCAUCCAUACUUCUGUUGCUGAUUGUUGAUGUUGUUAAGUGGGUUGGAUAAAACUGUGAUUCUGCUUAUUGUGACAGGUAAGUGAUGGGUCAGUAAAUGCAACAAUAGUUUACUGACCUGUCACUUAACAUCAUCCCACGUGAUGUAAACAGCUGCAAAUGUUGACUUGCUAUUUUAAACACUGCUGUAUUAGGACUGUCUAAUGUUUUUUGAUUUAUUUUAUUUUCAGUCAAAUCUUUUUUUUACUUAAAUUUUCACACUAGUUCACAUUUUUCCCAAUAAAAGACAAAUGCUUGUAUUGGUUCUGUACUAAAACAAAUACCUGCCUUCUUACUUUUGGAUACUUUUCAUUGGGGGGGGCAAAUGCAGGAUAAGGCGCUCUUAUAAAUGAUAUUAAGUCUCCAGUUUAAUAAAAUAAAGUUGGAUACAUUAUUAAA
Molecule: messenger RNA, 1895 nt
Organism: Cynoglossus semilaevis (tongue sole)
Lineage: Eukaryota; Metazoa; Chordata; Actinopteri; Pleuronectiformes; Cynoglossidae
Gene: srsf5a
Product: serine and arginine rich splicing factor 5a
Exons: 8
Coding region: 162-1103 (313 amino acids)
Cellular component (GO): cytoplasm; nucleus
Molecular function (GO): mRNA binding
Source: RefSeq, a predicted model, not a curated record